Messenger RNA from Anopheles gambiae (African malaria mosquito), 4157 nucleotides. It is a transcript of the gene Tmep, whose product is annotated as transmembrane protein 184B. The record is from RefSeq and is a predicted model, not a curated record. Lineage: Eukaryota; Metazoa; Arthropoda; Insecta; Diptera; Culicidae. The transcript has 9 exons. Gene Ontology annotation, biological process: transport. Gene Ontology annotation, molecular function: transporter activity. The coding region runs from base 652 to 2004 and encodes 450 amino acids.
CAGGUAUCGCGUUCACCCCCCCACAACAUUUUCUCCGAGCGAAGAAGGUGGUUUGCUGUGGCAGGCUCCAAUUCGUGUUUCCAUUUUAUGUGAGUGUGUCGCAAAGUUUGCACAAUAUUGAACGCUGCUCCGUGCGCUUCCGCAGCCAAAAGUGGAAGUGUUCGCACAAGUAGUGGUGCAUAUGCGUUUUUUCGAAUGAACCAGAAAAGCCUUCAUGUGAGUGCAGCAGUGUAUGAGUUUAAUUGUUAAUUGGUGCUAGGUGUGAGAUCAGUUGUGACGAAAGGUGGCGGUGUGUGUGGCAGUGAAAACUGUACGUGAAAUUGUGAAAACUACCUCCCCACGCACUUGCGCUGGUGGUACGCACGCGGGUAGCUGAACGAGCAAAAAUUGGCUACCGGAGGGAGAGAUCAUUGUUGCACUACAGUACGGUUGGCGAGAGUGGCUGGAUAUAGGGCUGGCAGGCGCCGGCACAGCUUCACCCGCCAGCGCAACGUCAACGAACCGUGAAGCACCGAGCACAUCAUCGUGGAGAGAUUCGGUCGUGAUUGGUGCCGCACAUAAGAACGAACAACAGGCGUACAAGCACACACAUCUCAGUCGGCGGUGGGUUUGCGUGUGCACGCAGCAGCAGUAGCAGCACCGAGCGCCACGAUGAGUACGGAACAUCCGGCAGCGAGUGAGCUGCUGGCCAAUGCUACCGCUGCCACGGUCGCCGCCGUCAGCGGCAGCACGGCCAAGGCGAACAUUGCCGUGCGCGUCACGGAGGCGGCCCCGGCGGCGGCGCUCGCGAUCGAUCCGAUCAUCAACCACGUCGGGGACGGUAUCUUCCUGCAGGCCAAGACGGCCCAGAUCUUUGCAGGGAUUUGCGUCUGGAUGGCACUGUUCAUCACUUGCCAGCAGAUCUAUCAGCACCUGCGAUGGUACACGAACCCACAGGAACAGCGAUGGAUCGUCCGAAUACUGUUCAUCGUGCCGAUCUAUGCCACGUACUCCUGGGUCAGCUUACUGUUCUUCAACUCGGAAAGCGUUUACGUGUACUUCUUCACCGUGCGCGAUUGCUACGAAGCGUUCGUAAUCUACAACUUCCUUUCGCUAUGCUACGAGUACCUGGGCGGCGAGGGCAACAUUAUGUCGGAGAUCCGCGGCAAGCCGAUCAAAUCGUCCUGCCUGUACGGUACGUGCUGCCUGGCGGGCAAAACCUACACGAUCGGAUUCCUGCGCUUCUGCAAGCAGGCGACGCUGCAGUUCUGCCUGGUCAAGCCACUGAUGGCGUUCAUCAUCAUCUUCCUGCAGGCGUUCAACCACUACCACGAUGGCGAUUGGAGUGCUGAUGGAGGCUACAUUUACAUCACCGUCAUCUACAACAUCUCGGUCUCGCUGGCCCUGUACGGGCUGUAUCUGUUCUACUUCGCCACACGCGACCUGCUGACGCCCUUCGAUCCCGUGCUGAAGUUCUGCACCGUCAAAUCCGUUAUCUUCCUGUCCUUCUGGCAAGGCGUGGGACUGGCCAUUCUGGAAAAGGCGGAGGUCAUUUCGCCGAUCGUCGAUGCGGGUGGUUCGACCACGUCCGCCGGUACGGUGUCCGCCGGCUAUCAGAACUUUUUCAUCUGCAUCGAAAUGCUGUUCGCGGCCAUCGCGCUGCGGUACGCUUUCCCGUACCAGGUGUACGCCCAAAGCUGCAUGACCGAUGCGCACGGUCGAUCCGUCACGAUGCAAUCAAUUUCAAGCAGUUUAAAGGAAACUAUGAACCCGAAAGAUAUUAUGACCGACGCGAUACACAACUUCCACCCGCAGUAUCAACAGUACACUCAGUACAGCUCAGACUGCCCAUCUCCGAUCGACCGGAAGCGCAGCGAUACGAAACAAUUUCAGGCCCCGCAGUACCUGAAAAGCUAUUACCAGCUGCGCGAGGAAGAACUGCACGUCCUACCGAAUGGCCAGCAGCAGCAGCAGCACCAUCAUCACCACCCGCACGGUCUACCAUACACGGGCAAUCCCUUUUAACUGGCUAAAUGUUGUGUUACAGUGUUAGCUAUCUUAGCAUAGCGAUGAUUAAUCAGUGUGGCCAACAGUUUCUUCCUUCCUUUGGUGCACGGUCCGUCCUGGCACAGUGGUGGCACCUGUUGUUAUUUUUCUUUCGCCCUUUGCUCACGCAAUCGCGAUGCACUGACUAACAUUUUCACCGUUCAGCUGCGCGCACGCCGCUGCUUCUGGUGUGUGUGAGUGUGUGUGUGUUACUGCAAUCCACCGCCAAUACACGAUUUUGAUGGGAUUUUCCCAACAGCGAGAAUAACACGUGUGAAUAUCAACCAUUUCACAAUUGACAAGGAGCUCCUUAUCGAUGUUGCAACAAUGGUGUUGUGCAAAUUUGUUAAAUUUCCACCCCUUUUUCCACUUUUCAGAAGUUGUUUCGCAGAUGCCUUACGAGAGACUCUAAAUCGUUUGUUCCCAACAGAGACAGAGAGAGGGAGAGAGAAGGGAGGAGGGUCGAUGAUGGAAAGCGUAAUCCACUCUUUUUUAUCUUUAGACAUUAAAGUAAUCUAGUAAUACGUGAUACACGAGCCAGAAGAGAGAGGGAGUGUGGUGCGAAAGCGAGAGUAAGCAACAGUACAUACAAUUACAAAGGACAACCGGAAGCGGACAUUUUUCCGAGACGAAAUUACACAAACGAUCGGUGAACGGAUAGGAUUGCUUCAAGUAUCCCACACUUAAUGGUAUUGCACUUGAGAAGAGAAGCAUUAUUUUUAUUUACAAACAAAAAAAAUCAAACUGAAAGGAAACACAACAAAACACACAAAAGGAAGAGAGCGUAGAUGAAGAUGAAAACGAAAUCAAUACACCAGUACCUUUGACGAGUGACUUUAAGCGGAACACAAAUUUCAGACACCAUUUAUUACGGUUCCUUCUUAUUUUUUUGUGGAUGUACUUUUUUUUUAAAUAACGAAAAAUGAUAUUUUUAAUCGAGUUUGAAUAUUUUACCAAAAAUGGUACACAGAAAACGGUUCAUUUUUAACUACUAUUUGGCUCAAGACAAGAAGGCGAAAAGGCGUAAAGAUAAUUCGCCCCACAUGUAGCGUAGACAGACAGUACUUAAACAGAGAAACAUCGAUGGGUAAUAUAGAGCAUAAGCGCUACACCUAUUCGCCACAACGAUCGCGCUCUCAUGCCUACAGCAGCAGCCGGUCAGCUGCAGACAUCCGACGAUACAUGCCACCAACAGCAGCAAACAACAGCAGCAGGAUGCAAUACACAUAACCAUUCGCCCGCCUGCCCGUGUUGCAAUGCACGCGUCGCUUUGUACGCUCUGCAUGCAGCUUCCAAGUGCCUUCGUUAUUUCGGCUUUUGAUUUGCAAAUCUGUUGUUGUUGAUCAGCAACUAAAAAAGAAAAGAAAAAAGUAUUAUAUUUUAUUCGUUCCCGCUGCUGCUCAAUGUGACUGUAAAUAUUAAACAUAUAAAAUACACCAACAACAAAAGCAUAUACCCUACACAGGCCACACAGACACACUGCUUGUGUGAAUGUUGCCGAAUGUUUAUUAAUCUGUGCAUCCCACUCCCGCUCGCCCCAUGAGAGUACCUGCAUGUAUCGUUGGCUUGUGCUGUAGAAGAAGCGUUUAUCACCUUUUUUUUGCGAUAGAGCAGCAAACUUAGUAGCGCGGUGCCUUGUGGUUGUUGUGUGCGUGUGUGUGCGUGUUGCGUUUGUGCGGUUUUUUUAGACUAUGCUGUGUACUUGUACUUGUGUCGAAUGCAGAGAGUAAUAGAGAUUUUAUGCUGUGAAAAAGUGAAUGUUCCUUCUUCGUGUGGGAUCAUCAGGAAGCAGAACAACAAAAUCCGGAUGUGAUUUCCCAAUCAGACAGGCAGGAAGCAGCAGUCUAUUUUAAUGGCUUGUGACAGCGAAACAGCCAGAUAGCGAUUUGACUUUUUGUUUCUUAUUGGAAAUCCAAUUUUUCCUUGUGACUGUAUUAGAGAUCGCUCAAGACUACGGACGACGGAUUAGGGAUACAUAAUAACGGCCUGCCACGAAGCGGAAUAGGGGAGCGAAGUAGUGUUUAGAACCGGAUUGCGGAAGGAAAUAGGAAAUAGGAGAAAAAAAAGGAACUUACAUGAUAACAACAACAACAACAAAACUACAUAAUAAAUCGUAUUUUUUCAUGUAGUUA